Messenger RNA from Calypte anna (Anna's hummingbird), 1359 nucleotides. It is a transcript of the gene GEMIN8, whose product is annotated as gem nuclear organelle associated protein 8. Gene Ontology annotation, biological process: spliceosomal snRNP assembly. Lineage: Eukaryota; Metazoa; Chordata; Aves; Apodiformes; Trochilidae. Gene Ontology annotation, cellular component: SMN complex. The record is from RefSeq and is a predicted model, not a curated record.
CGGAAGGGAGGGAGGAAGCUUCCAUUGCCGCCCCGCGGCCGUCCUAGCCGGAAGAGAGGGAGGAAGCGCCGGAGACGGCUCCGAGCGGCUCUCGUUACCCCUGGAGCCCCGGGCUGCCCGCCGGGAAUUACCACUAUUGAUAUAAGGCUUUGGUGUGAAGACAUCAUAGUGAUAGUUUACCUCAGUCGCCGGGACAAACUCUACAAGAGAUGGAAGACCGUGAGCCGUGGUAUUCCCAGCCAGUGUAUGCAAGAUACUGGAAGCACUAUGACUUAGCCAUGCGUUGGAUGCGGAGACACCAGAGAGCCUACAGGAAAGCCAUAGAGGCCUUUUAUCGCCUACCGUGGCAUCCUUCUGCAGCCUCUCCAAGUAGUCACUACUCAGAUGGAUGGGUAUGAUCUCCCACAUACCCAAAACUCUUCUUCCAACUAUAGCCCACGUGGCAGAGCCCGGUACCAUGGAGAGCUCGGCAGCGCACAGAUGCCCACCAAAGCAGCAAGGAUGCAGACAGAGAAUCUGAAAUGGAGGAGGACUCUGAGUCUGAAGGAGAGAUAGAAUAUGACCUGAGUAACAUGGAGAUCACAGAGGAGCUUCGCCUUUUUGCACAGACAGAGAGGCACCGGGAAGAACUCCGGAGGCAGCAGCAGCUGGAGGCUGAGGACCAGUAUGUGGAGGCUGAUCAAGACCUUCACAAGAUGAUGGAGCGUUCUGUGCAGCCACCUACAGAAAGACCUGGGGAAAGGCGAAUGGCAGAAAUGAAGAAACUGUAUGGUGCUGAAGCUGCCAAAAUCCAGGCAAUGGAGGCUGCCAUGCAGCUUAUCUUUGAUAGAAACUGUGACAAAAAGCAGCCCAAAUACUGGCCCAUCAUUCCUCUGAAGUUGUGAGUACCUGGACUGUGCUCUCAGCUGGCACAGAGCUGCAGGGACAGGUGCCUCAGGUUGUGCUGCUGAAAGAACAAUCUGCAGAUGUUGGUUGCAUUUGGUCUCUGAGGCAGAGGCCAGCAAGGGCAGCAUGUUUCUUUUCUCUGUGUUCCUUUUACACUGUCUGCCAGCAAUGGUCACAGUCCUUUCUGCCACAUAAAGCUGUCAAAUAGUAAUAGGAGGGAGUAAUACUGAACCUGCUUAAAGCUAUACUUACUUUUUUAUACUUACUUACAAGCUUUUACUUACUUGAUAUUCACCUGCCUUGAGCAUUCUUGCAAGGAAAAUAGUUAUGUCUGUACUUGGUGAACUGGGAAAGCUUAAAGUGAUGCCAAAAAAGAAAAAAGUCUAUGAAUUGUCUUGUUUUUCCCUUUUAGGAAAUUCAGUAGUCCCACUUUUCAGUCUUAUUUAACCUAAUAGCAUUCAGAUUCUGUUUAAC